Messenger RNA from Saccharomyces paradoxus, 1428 nucleotides. RefSeq names its product Apm1p (gene APM1). Gene Ontology annotation, cellular component: clathrin adaptor complex; clathrin-coated vesicle. The transcript has a single exon. Gene Ontology annotation, biological process: intracellular protein transport; vesicle-mediated transport. Lineage: Eukaryota; Fungi; Ascomycota; Saccharomycetes; Saccharomycetales; Saccharomycetaceae. Bases 1 to 1428 code for a protein of 475 amino acids. The record is from RefSeq and is a predicted model, not a curated record. Gene Ontology annotation, molecular function: clathrin-cargo adaptor activity.
AUGGCUUCUGCAGUAUAUUUUUGCGACCAUAAUGGAAAACCACUCCUAUCAAGAAGAUAUAGAGAUGAUAUUCCACUUUCUGCAAUUGACAAAUUCCCUAUAUUACUCUCGGAUUUAGAGGAGCAAUCAAAUCUGAUUCCUCCAUGUUUGAACCACAAUGGUCUCGAGUAUUUAUUUAUACAGCAUAACGAUCUGUACGUGGUGGCAAUUGUGACUUCUCUUAGUGCCAAUGCGGCUGCCAUUUUUACCUUUUUGCACAAAUUAGUAGAAGUACUGAGUGACUACUUAAAAACCGUGGAAGAAGAAUCUAUUAGAGAUAAUUUUGUUAUAAUAUACGAAUUACUGGAUGAAGUAAUGGAUUAUGGUAUACCACAAAUCACCGAAACUAAGAUGCUGAAGCAGUACAUAACGCAAAAAUCCUUCAAAUUAGUUAAAUCCGCUAAGAAGAAGAGAAAUGCCACUAGACCACCCGUCGCACUGACAAAUUCAGUUAGUUGGAGGCCAGAAGGUAUUACUCACAAAAAAAACGAGGCCUUUCUGGAUAUCGUGGAAUCUAUUAAUAUGCUCAUGACUCAAAAAGGCCAAGUUUUGAGAUCAGAAAUUAUUGGCGAUGUUAAGGUUAACUCAAAAUUGUCUGGUAUGCCAGAUCUAAAAUUGGGUAUUAACGAUAAAGGCAUUUUUUCCAAAUAUUUGGAUGAUGAUACUAAUAUCCCACCUGCAAGCGCGACGACACCCGAUAAUAACACGGACACUGAUAAAAAACCAUCCAUAACGUCAUCAUCGACUACAAGCAAGAGGAAGGUCAAUAUUGAAUUGGAAGAUUUGAAAUUUCAUCAAUGCGUUCGAUUAAGCAAAUUCGAAAAUGAAAAAAUCAUAACGUUUAUACCACCUGAUGGAAAGUUCGAUUUAAUGAACUACAGGCUAUCUACCACGAUAAAACCGUUAAUUUGGUGUGAUGUAAACGUCCAGGUUCAUUCGAAUUCUAGGAUUGAAAUCCACUGCAAGGCCAAGGCCCAAAUUAAAAGAAAAUCUACUGCAACUAAUGUGGAGAUAUUGAUACCAGUUCCGGACGAUGCGGACACGCCAACUUUCAAAUAUUCACAUGGGUCCUUAAAGUAUGUUCCUGAAAAAAGUGCAAUUCUAUGGAAAAUAAGAAGUUUUCCAGGUGGUAAAGAGUACUCAAUGUCUGCAGAAUUAGGGCUGCCUUCAAUAUCAACUAACGAGGACGGCAAUAGAACAAUACCAAAAAAUAACGCAGAAAUCUUGAAGGGACCUGUCCAAAUCAAAUUUCAGAUACCUUACUUUACCACAUCGGGUAUUCAAGUACGUUAUUUAAAAAUCAAUGAACCCAAAUUGCAGUACAAGAGCUACCCAUGGGUAAGGUAUAUCACGCAAAGUGGUGAUGAUUACACAAUAAGGCUGACGUAA